AGAAACAUUUACCGCAGAGUAUUACUUAUACGAAAAAUAUUUUAUAGAAAAAUGGCUAAUAAGAUUGAAACUACAUUUAAAGUGAAUCCUGAAAAAGUUCCUCUUGAAACUGAUCAAGGUAUAUUAGAAAGUGAAGAACGAAAAUGGGGGUUGCCGUUAAAAGAAGUUUACAAACAUGGACUCUCAUUCUAUAAAGACAAGGAGGGUAAAGCCAUGCACUUGAGUUACGAAGACAAGUUAAAACUAGUUGCGUACACACAGCAAACUGCUCACGGCCCAUUGAAUGCUAACUCGGCUCCACCUCUCGGAGUUCUAGAUGUGAUUGGACGAGAUCGCCGUGCUGCAUGGCAAGCACUUGGACAAAUGUCACAGUUUCAAGCCAUGGCGGGAUUUGUACAUACCUUAGACAGGUUGUGUCCUUUAUUCAAGCCAUAUUUAGAGGCAAUACAAAAAGACAUGGAGGACAAAAAACAACAACUCCUGAAGAAGCAAGAAGAAGAGAGGGCUCAUAUAGAACUACAGAAUAGAAUAGAACUUGAAAAACAAAAACAACAAAGCACAAAGCUGACAGAGGAACAGCAAGUGCAAAGAAUAAAAGAUGCAUUGAAUGCACAGACUUACGAUCAGUUCCUAGAGUAUGCACAACAACAGUUCCCAGGAAAUUUUGACCAACAAGCGGUCCUCAUACGGCAAUUACAAGACCAACAUUAUCAACAAUAUAUACAACAGCUGGCUGUCGAUAAGCGAUUAGCUAAUUCUAAUAUCAAGAGUAAAGAAGAUAGUGAUAAAGAAAAUGAUAAUUCUUUAGUAGAAAUUGAUGAUAAUCUGAAUUGUGAUGAUGCGGGUGAUGAUGUUGAUAAUAAAUCAAUGCAAACUUUAGAGAAAACGCAGAUUUCAGAUUACAAUGAAGAAUCAAAGGGUGAAGAAGAAUCCGAUGAUGAUGGUUUCCCCGCAGUGGAGGAGGCUCGUAUGUGGACUCGUGGUGAGAUCUCAUCGUUCAAGGAGUCAGCUCGUGCUGGCGGCGGCCGGCUGACAGUGGGACAGGGAGAGACGGUCACCAUCCGCGUACCAACACAUCGCCGUGCGCGCUGCAUCUGCUGGGAGUUCGCCACAGAUAACUACGAUAUAGGUUUCGGUCUGUACUUUGAAUGGAGCAAGUCUCCAACUAACGAAGUGACGGUUCACGUAUCUGAGAGUGAUGAUGAGGAAGUCGAUGAUGAUGGAUACGGUGAUGAAGAGUUCACAAUACAAGAGAACUCAACAGACCCAGAGAUAGGUGGUGAGCGUCGUGCGGCGAGUCACAAUCGUCCACCUGUCAGUCUCGUCGUCCCUUUAUACCGUCGUGAUUGUCACACAGAGGUGUAUGCUGGAUCACACACUUACCCCGGUGAAGGCGUUUAUUUACUAAAAUUUGAUAAUACAUACAGCCUCUGGCGAUCAAAAACUUUGUACUAUAAAGUUUAUUAUACCCAAUGAAUGUAUCGAAUAUAGUUCUUUGUAGA
Papilio machaon (common yellow swallowtail) is the source of this 1502-nucleotide messenger RNA. RefSeq names its product Golgi resident protein GCP60. Bases 52 to 1476 code for a protein of 474 amino acids. NCBI's taxonomy places the organism in Eukaryota, Metazoa, Arthropoda, Insecta, Lepidoptera, Papilionidae. The transcript is spliced from 10 exons. The record is from RefSeq and is a predicted model, not a curated record. Gene Ontology annotation, cellular component: Golgi membrane. Gene Ontology annotation, molecular function: fatty-acyl-CoA binding.